AUGGCUAACGGAGGGAUAAUACAGGCACCACUAGACUCCCUAAAAAUUUGUAGAGGCAUUUGCAAUACCACUACUCUGAGGGCUUUACGUGAUUUGAUCGCUCAAAAUCAACCUCAAAUAGUCUUCUUAUGUGAGACAAAGAUCGGUCAGAUUGGGGAUUUUAAGGCCCUGCAUCGUGAAUUAGGGUUUGCGCACUACAAGGAGGUCCUGAGUGAUGGACAGUCUGGGGGUUUGGGUUUCUUUUGGACAGAGGAUAUUACGGUGCAAGUACUUACCUUCUCGUCACAUCAUAUAGAUUUAGAGGUUAGUUCUGGACCUGGUGAACCGCGUUGGAGGCUUACAGGCUUCUAUGGCUAUGCCAGAACUUGUGAGUGUGACCUGUCCUGGCAACUUAUUAGAGAUCUAUGUGAUUUUGAUUCUCUUCCUUGGGUCAUCAUUGGGGAUUUUAAUGAAAUUUUGAACAAUGAAGAGAAAACUGGAGGUCCAAUCCGUCCUGAAAGACAAAUGCGUGGCUUUAGGGAGGCCUUAAGUUAUAGUGAGUUGAUUGAUUUAGGGUUCCAGGGUGCUAAAAUGACUUGGUGGAACUCUGAGACUCAACUCCGGUUGGAUCGAGCGGUGGCUACGGCAAGUUGGAGUGAUGUUUUUGGAUUUUCUAGGGUUAAGCAUCUUUCUCCUAGUGAUUCUGAUCACACACCCAUAUUGCUUCAAGCUAGCAGUGUGCCGUUGCCAAAGAGACCAAGAAGACAUAGAUUCAAAUUUGAAUCUUUUUGGCUCCAGCAUGAGGAGUGUGAUCCUUUGGUGCUAGAGAAGUGGCAAACUGAUUUUGAAGGAGUCCCAAUGUUUGCUUUGACUAGAAAGAUCAUGUGUACAAGGCGUGCCCUGGAAUCUUGGCAGCAACAAACCUUCAGAUUUCGGCAGCAACAAAUGAUUGAAGUUCUAGGGCGAUUGGAAUUCUUGAUGGGAGAGCAAUUGACCGUGGAACUUCAUGAAGAAAAGAAAACUCUUAUCGCUUCACUACAAGACCUGUUAUCACCAGAAGAGGUAUUUUGGAAACAACCAGCUAAGGUAAUAUGGUUGCAAGAAGCUCUAGAUAGUGAGGCAGUGGAUCUCACUCUGGCUGCAAUCCAGCCUUGUGUUACUGCUGAGAUGAACAAACAAUUGUGUGAGCAAUACACAGAGGAGGAGGUGCGAUGUGCUUUAUUCCAAAUGUAUCCGACUAAGUCCCCUGGACCUGACGAGACUAUGGAGGAUUUGCGACUGAUUGCUCUUUGUAACGUAAUCUACAAGUUAUGUUCUAAGUGUAUUACCUCAGUAAGGUAUUCCUUUCUGGUCCGGGGUAAACCUAGAGGCUUUGUGAUUCCUUCUAGGGGUUUGAGGCAAAGUGAUCCUCUUUCCCCUUAUUUAUUUCUAUUUGGCGCGGAGAGCUUCUCUGCAUUGCUGCAACAGAAACAGCGUUUGGGAUUGCUUCCUGGUAUUGCUAUUUGCCAGAAUCCCCCGAGAGUGAAUCAUCUGUUAUUUGCAGAUGAUAGUAUGCUUUAUGCGCAACCUACCCCUGAGGCUUGCUUUCAUAUUAAAGAGGUGAUCAAAGUGUAUGGAAGAGCCUCUGGUCAAGUGGUGAAUUUCAACAAGAGUUCAGUUGCGUUUAGUAAAAAUGUUGGAGAGCCAACUCAAGGUUCAAUGGCUCAUUUGCUUGGUGUAGUGAUUGUGGAAUCACAUGAAAGGUAUCUUGGCUUGCCUACAUACGUGGGACGUAAGGAAACUGCUACAUUUGAAUAUAUCAAGGAGAGACUUGGGGAGAAGCUGAAACUUUGGCAAGGAAAAUUGCUCAGCGGUGAUGGGAAGGAUAUUUUAAUUCGAGUUGUCGCUCAGGCUCUUCCUAAUUAUGCUAUGAGUGUGUUCCAACUUACAAAAAAACUUUGUGAGAACCUUGAGCAAAUGUGUGCAAGGUUUUGGUGGGGAAGUUCCUCCGAUAAACGCAAAAUCCAUUGGAAGAAGUGGGAUGAUUUGUGUCAUGCUAAAGAAGUAGGUGGACUGGGGUUCAAAAGCUUAUCUGAAUUUAAUAUGUCUAUGCUUGCCAAGCAAGCUUGGAGGGUGGGGAUUGGACAUAAUGUUUCAGUAUGGAACGAUGCUUGGAUACCCAAGCUACCUUCUCAUAAACCUCAAGUUGCUUUAGUGAGUCAACCAGAUGUACAGACAGUGAAUGAACUGAUUAUACCUCCCAAUAAUUGGGAUGAGCACAAGGUACGCUCCAUCUUUGUUCCUGAUGAGGCUGCAGCUAUUCUUUCUAUUCCCUUGAGUAAUAGGCAACCUGAAGAUAGACUGACAUGGCAUUUGGAGAAAAAAUGUAUGUUUACUGUCAAAUCGGCUUACCAUUCUGCUUUUUCAAGAAAGGCUUCUACUCUUCCACCUUCUGUUGUUGCAAAUCAGAGAGUCUGGAAAAAAAUCUGGAAUGCUAAGAUGCCUAGUUCUGCUAAGGUCACUGCUUGGAAAAUUUGUCAUAACAUUUUGCCCACUAUGGAUCGAUUAGAUUCUAGACAUGUGGAAUUGGAGUCUCAAGUUUGCGUGUUGUGCAAUGUUGAAACUGAAACUAUUAUUCAUAUAUGUCGUAACUGUACUUUUACAAGGGAUGUUUUAGCUCUAAUGCCAGCAUAA
Messenger RNA from Rosa chinensis, 2652 nucleotides. RefSeq lists its product as uncharacterized. The coding region runs from base 1 to 2652 and encodes 883 amino acids. The transcript is spliced from 6 exons. Gene Ontology annotation, molecular function: catalytic activity. NCBI's taxonomy places the organism in Eukaryota, Viridiplantae, Streptophyta, Magnoliopsida, Rosales, Rosaceae. The record is from RefSeq and is a predicted model, not a curated record.